Molecule: messenger RNA, 531 nt
Organism: Verticillium alfalfae VaMs.102
Lineage: Eukaryota; Fungi; Ascomycota; Sordariomycetes; Glomerellales; Plectosphaerellaceae
Exons: 1
Coding region: 1-531 (176 amino acids)
Source: RefSeq, a predicted model, not a curated record
AUGUACCGGCAGCUCUUGGUGCAGGGCGUCUUGGCCAUACUGCUGCCGACAGAGGAUCUCGAAAACGAUUGUCUGACGGCCCUCGUUGGCCAGAUCUUGUCGGAGCUCAUCAUCGGCAAUGUCCUUAUCAACAAACUUGCGCAGCCUUGGAUGUUAUGGGAGAUCAUGAUCAUCCUCGUCAGGGUAUUGGGCAAGCGAGAGCCGGAAACGACAACUCUAGAAGAGGGUGUGGCCGAGGCACUGUCGCCAGACGCGCCCAUCAUCGAGCUGGAAUCCUCAACACGAGCAUGGUCUUUCCAAGGCAUCUUCUGGGGUGUCAUCCAAUGGCUAUUCAUGGCGUUCACAGCGGUACAGCUUGUCGUGCUGACCCUCGCCUCCUCGUCCUCGUUGCCCGCCAGGUCGACACCAGUCUUGGAUGCAAAGAGUUCUCUAGCAGGUUCUGGAUCUGCCACGAAGGCAGCCAAAGCCAACGCCUCCAAGCCAGUCAAGGCACCAUCGCACUUUCAAGCUGUGAGCUGUUCUCUAGCUUGA